Messenger RNA from Dothidotthia symphoricarpi CBS 119687, 1407 nucleotides. RefSeq names its product methyltransferase-like protein. NCBI's taxonomy places the organism in Eukaryota, Fungi, Ascomycota, Dothideomycetes, Pleosporales, Dothidotthiaceae. The record is from RefSeq and is a predicted model, not a curated record. The transcript is spliced from 5 exons. Gene Ontology annotation, molecular function: S-adenosylmethionine-dependent methyltransferase activity. Bases 1 to 1407 code for a protein of 468 amino acids.
AUGCGCACCUCGAUCUACCUCACCCACUUCCUCACUCUCCUCCUCUGCGUCGUCUUCCCCCUCUACCUCGCUCUUCGUGGCUCCGCCUCGUUGUCCGACAUCGCACUUCUCCUCUCCUCCCUCUCCGAGCGCGCCGAAGCUUUUCACGUUGCGCUCAACUCCCCGCUUGCCGCUCCUCUUGCGCCAAUCUCUAAAGAAGCCUUCGAAGCUUCCGCCGAGCCCGCCAAAUCCGUGCGCACACCCGAAGGCGGGAGAAGGAAGAGAUAUCCCUCCCUUACCGAUGGAUUGGCGCACUGCAUCAACUCUUUCGAGCAGUAUCCGUUCCUCGCCGAGCAAGUGCUCCAGCGGAAGCAUGCACGGUAUGCCAAGCAGACGCCCGCGCAAAGGGCGAUAAGCAAUAAGCUCGGCUAUCCUGCGCACUUCGAGAAAGCCAGGAAGGGGAUUGAGGUGAACGCCCGGUUUUCAGAACAGAUCGCACAGAUUGCAAGGGAGGAUUACCAUACCGGCCCACGAGCACUGGAGGACGAGGAAGACGCGGAGUUCGGAGUUGUGGAUCUAGCGUUUGGACAUCUUUCGCGAGACUGGAGCACGCAGGGCGCAAAGGAGAGGCAGGCCGUGUUUCCGCCUGUUCUGCAUGGGCUCGAGCAACAUUUUGGCGGGAACGGAAUAGGGAAGAAGGUGCUUGUACCCGGAAGCGGUAUGGGCAGGCUGGCAAGCGAUAUCGCUGAUCUCGGGUACGACGUCACGGCCAACGAGCUGGACUACGGCUCCAUCCUGGCCUACCACCUGCUAAUGAACCACACGAGGUCGCUGCACCAGCACACCCUGCAGCCCUUCGUGACCAAAUGGACGCAUCAGGCCAACCCCUCCUCGCGCUACUCCGCCUUAACAGUGCCGGACCACUGGCCAAAUAAUGCCGUCAAGCUCGUCGAGGGCGACUUCUUGGAGAUGUUUCCCCGGGACGGUGAGUUCGACGCCGUUGUCACGCUGUUCUUCAUCGACAUUUCCAACAACGUGGUUGACUUCCUGAGCAACAUACAUCGGCUGCUGAAGCCUGGUGGAGUGUGGAUCAACCUUGGACCGCUGAAAUGGGGCACCCACACCGCUCUCCAGCUCUCCGCGGAGGAAGUGCUCCAGCUGGCAGAUCUGCUCGGGUUCGAUGUGGACCAUACGUCAAGGAAGAGCAUCGACAGCCUGUAUGUUGAGCAGCUGGAGACGUUGCUGAAGUUCACUUAUGCCGAUGUUACCAUCGGAGUUCAAGAGCAUUGUGGUUUAAGUAUGGUAGGCAAGCUAGACAGGGGUUGUAGCGAAGCUAGUCGACCUGCAAGUGGUGGAACAAGCACAGUCACUCAGCCACUCCAAAUGCCUGAUCGCCAGAGGACUCGCUCCGGCUCAUCCCCCGUCUAG